Messenger RNA from Malania oleifera, 537 nucleotides. RefSeq names its product trihelix transcription factor ASR3-like. The transcript has 2 exons. The record is from RefSeq and is a predicted model, not a curated record. NCBI's taxonomy places the organism in Eukaryota, Viridiplantae, Streptophyta, Magnoliopsida, Santalales, Ximeniaceae. Bases 1 to 537 code for a protein of 178 amino acids.
AUGGCGCAAAAGGCGAAGGAUGCGCAGGAAAAUGCUUAUUCCAUCUCUGAUGGAGUUGAGAGACAGCAAGUGCCCGGUGAAAGCACUGAUGAUAGAAAUAAAGCACUGAGACACCCUCGAUGGACUAGACAAGAAAUGUUUGUGUUAAUACAGGGGAAGAAGGUUAUCGAGAAUGGGGUAAAAGGGGAGGCUGAAUCAUUCUGGCCAAUGAGGAACGAUUUGAGGAAAGAGAGGAAACUGCUGGGGUUCUUCAAUAGGGAAGUCUAUGAUGCUUUGGAUGGAAAGACAUUCAAUGUGGCAGCAAUUCCUCUAACACUAGUUAAAGUAGUUGCGAAUGCGAAUAAUGAGAAUGAAAUAGAGAUUGUAGAAGAGGAGGAGGAGGAUGAGACUGAGACAACUUUUGAUAGCAGCCGAAAUGCUGCUAUAGAUGACAGUAUGUUUUCAAAUUUUGAACAUGCUGGGCAGGAGGACGUUGGUGGGAUCCCUGAGGAGGAAAACAUGGGAACAGAAAGUCCCACAAAGACAGACCCCACAUAG